GUAUGAGGCAUACAUGAAGGAUCUGGCGACUUUGAUACGUACAGAAUUGUCCAUGGUAUUGGCAUUCUUCAAGAGAGUCGUGCACAAGCCCCCAGGCAGCUCUACACAGGCAGUGGAUUGUGUGUUCCAGUUCCCGGCACGUACGAUAAGAAGCGGAAACUAACCAUGGGAUACUUUGUCAACGUAUACCUCGAUCGAGAAUCGCUCAAUGAGUGUGGCUUGACCCCUGGCGACCGCGUCGAGCUCCAUUUUAGUACCAAAGUCAAACUGUUGACUCUUAACCCAUGGCGAGGCACAGUUGUAAAACCAAAUAUUACAACCGCGAGAAAUCAAAUAACUGUAGCAAUUCGCCGUCCCAUUAUCGACCAAGCCUGCCCCGAUCUACAAGACCCAUCGAGUGAAGCUUAUCUAAAUUGAAUGGCCUUCAACCAGAUGAAGUCCGCAUCAAUGCCGCUUAUCUCUGGUCAAUGUUCGCGUAUCAAUACGACGCAAAGUAUAUUUUCAUUGGCGACACGAAACAGUUAGGGCCUAUGGUGUUUGGUCCGCGGUCAGAUAACCCAUUCCAGGCUCAACUGAAAUACUCCCUACUUUCAAGGCUACAGGCCACUGGAUUCCCUGUCCCACAGCUUACGAAAACAAGCCGUUUCCGCAACAAGCAGACUCUCCAGCUUUGCCAAAUCGCGAACCACUCAAUGGAGCUCGAGGCAGUCAGUCAAAAAGCACAUCCGAUGACAACUGAAAGUGGCAAAUUCAACAUGUUGCUGUAUCGGAAGCACGCAAAUGUAUUGUUCUUGAAUGUAGCGGAUAGUGCGAUUGGCAAAGAUUCCAGUGGGUCUGCGUUUAACAACGCCAACGUAGUAACCGUAAUAAGGGACCUACUGUACCGAAUCCGCAAGACAACCAACCACGGCAUCACAAUAAUGACGCCGUACAACGCUCAAGCGUAUCAAUAUACGUCACUCAUCGCCUUCUCUAUCGCCGAAUGCCGUAAGCUGGGGUCGGAUGCCUUAAUUGCGCGGUUGCAGAGUGUCCACGUCACAACGGUUGAUAGUUAUAUGGGUGAAGAGCGAUCCCAUGUUUACCUCGAUAUGGUGGGCCCGGGCUUCUUGAGUGACCUUCGUCGGACAGUCGUCGCCCUGACCCGUGCGAGGGACAGUUGCACGAUAGUUGGUGACGCCAUGAGUAUCGGCUUGGACAAAACGACGAAAGGUCAACACCCGUUGAAUAUUCUCAUCCACACUCUCGCUAAAGAAGGCCGUUUCGAAUCAAUCCCGAGGUCUCAGUGGUCGGGCUUCUAUCAUUUUCCCUCAGUUCUCAGCGGGUAUGGACUUAGCACUUAGGGACUCAAAGAUCAACCGCAAGCCGUCAAGUCGUAUAGAUUCGGGGCCUCAGUCGCCUCUCGUAUCGGUGAUAUACAUACCGUGCCGCUGGAACAUUGUGCCUAUGACGAGGAUGCUAUAGCGUUGAAUGAACUCCUCGACGCCCGUCAAAGGCG
Messenger RNA from Aaosphaeria arxii CBS 175.79, 1495 nucleotides. RefSeq lists its product as uncharacterized. The transcript has a single exon. NCBI's taxonomy places the organism in Eukaryota, Fungi, Ascomycota, Dothideomycetes, Pleosporales. Bases 468 to 1340 code for a protein of 290 amino acids. The record is from RefSeq and is a predicted model, not a curated record.